Molecule: messenger RNA, 6750 nt
Organism: Wyeomyia smithii (pitcher-plant mosquito)
Lineage: Eukaryota; Metazoa; Arthropoda; Insecta; Diptera; Culicidae
Gene: MRP
Product: multidrug resistance-associated protein 1
Exons: 14
Coding region: 679-5244 (1521 amino acids)
Biological process (GO): transmembrane transport
Cellular component (GO): membrane
Molecular function (GO): ATP hydrolysis activity; ABC-type transporter activity; ATP binding
Source: RefSeq, a predicted model, not a curated record
UCGCUCAGUACUUCGCUGGAGUUUGUCGCGUACGGUCGGAUUGACCACGAGGUCCCCCAUCAAAGUGAAAUUGUUGUGCGAAGGGAGGAAGAACUAGAUAAAAUUAUAGACAGUCGGACUUGCAGAUAGUUUAACUAUUUACUGCCUUUAAACAUCAGUGUUACGCAACCGGUCAACAGCACCACCGCGACCCGCGCUUGAGUGAUAUACCAAAAUAGAAACGUAGUCUUCGAUCACUGAUUGGGACUAGCCUGUACGAUUAUUAAUUUUAAUUAGUCCGGCAACGUUUUCAUACAAUCGGAUUCACUUCGAAUAAAUCUCGUUUAUUUAGAACUAGUCUCAGCAUUCCUACACAUAUUGUGCGAACCGUUGAUCCAUUGAACUGGAUGAGUCAACAACACAACAAAAGUGAAAACAGGCAACCGGUAUGAUUUGUUGUAGCUCAGCAAACCGUAAACCGGAUUUAGGUAAUUUGGUUUGAUGCUGUUUCUUUUGAAGUAACAUAACUAACGAAGCAAGCUUGCACAGAGCACAGAACGAAUAUCUUAUUUAUACAACUGACACUUGUUGCCUUAAUAUUCGAGCCGCUCGAAGUGAAGACACGCGUGAACGCGACUGUACAGAGAAGCUCAUGGUGAACAAAUUGUUGAGCCAGUGAAGGUGCAUUUGACAGCCAAAAUGGACGAUCAUCCGAUGGAUGAUUUUUGCGGCUCCGUAUUUUGGGAUUACAAUCUAACGUGGUACACGGAUAAUCCAGAUUUAACACCAUGCUUUCAACAAACGGUGCUAGUAUGGGCACCAUGCGCCUUUCUGUGGUUGUUUUUCGUUAUCGAGUUAUAUUACCUGCGCAACAGUCGAAAUCGUAACGUGCCUUGGAGUGUAGUGAAUGUGUCGAAAAUAGUUGUCACCAGUGCAUUGCUUGUACUUACUUUGGUAGAUCUAAUAAAAGCAAUCUCAACGGAGGGUCCGGUAGCACCGGUUUACUUCUACACACCAGUAAUCAAAAUGGCAACAUUCGUAUUUGUUGCUGCUUUAGUGUACUUAAAUAAGUUCUACGGUAUGCGAACUUCAGGGCUCUUGUUUCUAUUUUGGUCACUGCUUACGAUAUGUAGUAUUCCACGGUGCCGAACUGAAGUUCGACUACACCAGAAUCGAACGGAGUCAGAUUCAUGGGCCGAGUAUCAUUUUGUUAGCUUUUUCAUUUUCUUCUUUUGUUCCUGCGUAAUGUUAAUACUGAACUUUUUCAUCGAUCAACCGCCCCAAUUGACGAAAUACGAAGUAACUGAAAAGGAUUGCCCGGAACUGUCAGCAACAUUUCCUUCGCGCCUUGUGUUUGGUUGGUUUGAUAGGCUGGCCUGGACUGGUUUUAAAAGGCCUUUAGUUACGGAAGACCUGUGGAAUAUGAAACCAGAGGAUGCUUCUAAGGAAGUUUCACCACUUUUCAUGAAGUAUUGGAACCAAACAUUAGACCGUACCUACAAAACUUAUGAGACAAACGAUGUUACUAGCAGCGCUAGCUUUAAGAAGCAAACCUCUCGGGUUGAUUUUCGAACAAUAAAAACGAAAAAAAUUGCAUCAAUUCUGCCAGCACUAACCAAGGCUUUUGGAAGAACUUUUGCCUUCGGAUCGUUUCUUAAAUUAGGCCAAGAUUUACUGACGUUUGCCUCACCACAAGUUUUGCGAUUAACGAUAGAUUUCGUCGGAGGAGAUGAACCCUUGUGGAAAGGUGUAUUUUACGCAACACUCUUAUUCGUGGUCGCUGCCACACAGACUUUAUUUUUGGCUCAGUACUUCAACCGCAUGUUUUUCGUUGGGCUCCGAAUUAGAACCGCACUGAUUAGUGCCAUUUAUCGAAAAGCGCUUAUUAUUUCAAACAGCGCUAGGAAAAGUACGACCGUUGGAGAAAUCGUAAACUUGAUGGCUGUCGAUGCGCAAAGAUUCAUGGAUUUGACCACCUACAUCAAUAUGUUGUGGAGCGCACCGCUGCAGAUAGGGCUAGCAUUAUUUUUCCUGUGGGAUAUUCUCGGUCCCUCCGUGCUAGCAGGUCUAGCUGUGAUGAUAAUUUUAAUUCCCGUGAAUGGAGUUAUUGCGAACAGAAUCAAAACUUUGCAGAUCAAACAGAUGAAAAACAAGGACGAACGAGUUAAACUCAUGAAUGAGGUGCUUAGCGGAAUCAAGGUACUGAAGCUGUAUGCCUGGGAACCAAGUUUUGAGCAGCAGAUUUUAAAAAUCCGUGAUAAAGAAGUGAAAGUACUUAAAUCGGCAGCCUAUCUGAAUGCAGGAACAUCGUUCAUUUGGUCUUGUGCUCCGUUUCUGGUAUCCUUGGUCACUUUCGCAACUUAUGUCUUGGUGGAUGAGAAUAAUGUUCUGAACGCAACAACUGCUUUCGUAUCACUAGCACUCUUCAAUAUCCUUCGGUUCCCACUAUCGAUGUUGCCUAUGCUCAUCUCUAACUUGGUGCAAACCAGUGUAUCGGUUAAACGUAUUAACAAAUUCUUAAACCAAGAAGAGUUGGACCCCGACAAUGUGCAGCACGAUGAAAAACAAUCCUGUCCGCUGUUGAUUGAGAACGGUGUUUUCUCUUGGGGCGAGGAUGAAACCACACUAAAGAAUAUCAACAUGAGAGUUGAAAAAAAUCAGCUGGCUGCAAUCGUCGGCACCGUCGGUUCGGGUAAAAGUUCUGUGUUGUCCGCGUUGUUGGGCGAAAUGGAGAAAAUCUCCGGUCGGGUUAACACAGUUGGACGAAUCGCGUACGUCAGUCAGCAGGCAUGGAUUCAGAACGCAACUCUACAAAAUAACAUUUUAUUUGGCAAGCCAAUGGAUGCUAAGCGAUAUCAGAAAGUGAUAGCCGCCUGUGCAUUAAAACCGGACAUUGAUAUGUUACCUGGAGGGGACCAGACUGAGAUCGGUGAGAAAGGUAUUAAUCUGUCUGGUGGUCAGAAGCAACGUGUUUCACUAGCUCGUGCGGUGUACAGCGAUGCGGAUAUUUUCUUCUUGGACGAUCCCCUGAGUGCAGUUGAUUCGCAUGUCGGAAAACACAUUUUCGAACAGGUUAUUGGACCAAAUGGGCUGCUGGCUAAAAAAACUCGCAUACUUGUGACGCAUGGCAUCACGUUCCUACCGAAUACGGAUAUAAUUUUUGUUUUAAAAGACGGUGAAAUCUCAGAAUCUGGAUCAUACCAAGAACUUAUGGACAAAAAAGGAUCAUUUGCCGAGUUUUUGAUCCAGCAUCUGCAAGAAGUGAAUGAUAGUGACGAAGACAUAGAUGAAAUCAAAGCGCAGAUUGAGUCGAAUGUUAGUAAUGAAGAACUGAAACAUAAGUUUGAACGAGCGAUUAGUAAACGGUCUAGAAGUGGCAGUACAUCGGACACUGGCUCUGGAAAUGAAUCAUAUUCCCGACAAGCUUCGGAUAUAGGAGGCAGUAACACUAGUUUGAGGCAACGAACGCCCGAGAAGAAAGAAGAACCUCUGAAAAAUAAGCUCAUUGAACAGGAGAAAUCAGAAACAGGAAGCGUGAAAUGGGAAGUUUACAAGCAUUACCUUAAAAGCAUUGGAUUGACACUAUCAUUGGCUACAGUGUUCCUAAAUUUGAUAUUUCAAGCAUUUUCCAUAGGAUCAAAUUUAUGGCUUUCGAGAUGGUCCACCGACGCAGCAGCGACAAACGAUACCAGCGUACGAGACAUGUAUCUUGGGGUUUAUGGUGCAUUCGGUGCCGGCCAAGCAUUUUUCGUCCUACUGUCGACUCUGGCUUUGUACAUUGGAACCCUAAGAGCUUCACGUGUCCUGCACAAACGAUUACUACAAAGCGUGAUGCGUUCGCCGUUGGCUUCGUUUUUCGACAUAACACCCCUUGGCCGAUUAUUAAAUCGCUUUGGCAAAGAUAUAGAAGCAUUGGAUAACGAUCUACCGGCCACACUUCGUGCCUGGACAGCUUGUUUUUUUGGGGUGGUAGCCACAUUAGUCGUAAUAACAAUUUCGACACCAAUCUUCAGUGCCGUUAUCGUUCCAAUUGGCAUUCUGUACUACAUGGUGCAACGGUUCUAUGUUGCUACUUCCCGCCAACUAAAACGGCUGGAAUCCGUAUCUCGUUCGCCGAUUUAUUCACACUUCGGUGAAUCCAUUCAGGGUGCCCAAACAAUUCGCGCCUACAGCUUACAGGACAGAUUUAUCAACGAAUCAGACUCCCGCGUUGAUUUCAACCAGGUCUGUUACUUUCCGAGUAUCAUUGCGAACCGAUGGCUGGCUGUACGGUUGGAAAUGGUAGGCAAUUUGAUUAUCCUGUUUGCUGCCCUAUUCGCGGUGAUGAGUCGAGAAACAAUGAACCCCGGUCUGGUGGGGUUAUCCGUGUCAUAUGCGCUGCAAAUAACACAAACGCUCAACUGGUUGGUUCGUAUGACCUCGGAUGUCGAGACAAACAUAGUGGCCGUUGAACGUAUCAAAGAGUAUGGUGAGACGAAACAAGAGGCGGCAUGGGAAUUGCCAAAUAACAAUCUUCCUCGGGAUUGGCCGGAGCAAGGCCGAGUGGAAUUUCAAGAUUUCCAAGUUCGGUACCGUGAAGGUCUUGAGCUGGUGCUGAAAGGAAUUUCGUUUACAGUUCAAGGCGGAGAAAAAGUUGGAAUCGUCGGACGAACAGGCGCUGGUAAAUCAAGUUUAACGUUGGCAUUGUUCCGUAUUAUUGAAUCCGCAGGAGGGAAAAUUAUUAUUGACGGCCAAGAUAUAUCGCAACUGGGCUUACAUGCCUUGAGAUCGCGGUUAACAAUUAUUCCACAGGAUCCGGUGUUGUUCUCGGGGACAAUGCGUAUUAAUCUUGACCCUUUCAACGUUCAUUCGGAUGAGGAGAUUUGGAAAGCGUUGGAGCAUGCCCAUCUAAAGGCAUUCGUGAAAGGUCUCACGGCAGGCAUUAACCAUGAAGUCAGCGAAGGUGGUGAAAAUCUAUCAGUCGGGCAACGACAGUUAAUUUGCUUGGCCCGUGCACUUUUGAGGAAAACUAAAGUACUUAUUUUAGACGAAGCUACCGCCGCUGUUGAUCUGGAAACAGAUGAUCUGAUUCAGAGAACUAUUCGCACCGAGUUUAAGGAUUGCACCGUGCUGACGAUAGCACAUCGCCUCAACACCAUUAUGGAUUCGGACAAGGUGAUUGUGCUGGAUAAGGGACAAAUUGUAGAGUACGCUGCGCCAAACGAAUUGUUACAAAGCAGAUCAUCGGCAUUCUACAGUAUGGCCAAAGACGCCGGACUCGUGUAAUUUUUUUUCCUUACUUUUCAUUAUCGGGUACAGUUUGUGCAUGUACUUUAACAUUUAGGAUGAAAGUUUCCUUAUUUGUUAACAAUUGCAUUAGUUUACGAUUGCUGUUGUGUGCAACUAAUCUCUGUUAUUUUGUGUGAAAUAUGUACACAUGCGUAGCUGUUAUUUCAAAUUGAUAUGUUGAGUUGCAUUUAUACAAAAUUGCUACUUCCGUAUUUUCAACACAGUAAAAACCUCUUACAUAAUAAAAAGGCAGACAUCAUUCAUUACUUUUCUGACCCGUGAACGAUAAGGUCAAGAACUGACAAAAAAACAACUUACAUAUUGUACCAGUUGGUUCUUAAUUUUGCAACUUUUGUACUUAUUGUUUUGCAAGAAUAUGAGACAUCAAAUACAACAACGAGAUUGCCGCGCCGCGCACUGAUUAUUUAAUUUUACAUUUAUGGCCAGUUCAUGAACACAAGAUACUUAAAGCGUUGAAAGGUAUACCUAAACCGCAUUGAAAACUUAAACCUCAAAGUAAACAUCACACACACACUUAAUUGCACUACAUAAUAGGAAAAACAAAACAAAUGUGUUCAUAAAACAUACCUGUUCUAAAUUGAAUCAGAACGAAAUCCACCGGCGAUGAAUGACUCUUUCGAUGUACUUCUGUACGUUUUCAACUGUUCAGUGAUACUCUACGGCUCUGUUUGAACUGCCUUGUACAAAAAUAAUUCAUAAAAAAAAAUAUUUAAAUUUUAUGUAUGCUAUUCGCAUCUUCUUUUUAACACAGUUCGAUUCAAUUUUGAACGGGGAUACAAGAAAGGGUAUGCGGAAUUCGAAUCCGAAAAUAAAACAAAAACAAGUACAAAGUAUCUCCUAACUUUCUUUGAGCUGAACUGUAGUUUCUCACGGUUUUGAUUAUUUAACAGCAGAAGAAACAGAUUACCGAAAAAAAACACCGGAAAGCCAUGAAUGACUCACUGACCCUGGUAACAUAGAAAUAUUUAAGUCAAGAUUUUUCCAACAACGCUCGAACACGUAUUUCAAUUAUUUUAAAGUGCCUGUACCACUGUUGCUCAGUAAUUAUAAUAAAUUAACCUAAACGAAAUAUAUAAAGCACUCACUAAAAGUCGAAGCUAUUCUUGCGUUAAAUCACGAAAUGAGGCGCCAACAGUUAAGCGUUAUCGUCAAUAAAUAUUGUCUCAUCGAAAACGGCUACUCCCGUGAAUAGACAACUAUACGAAACCAUUCAAAGUUGAUAGUUACUGGAAAUACUGGUAAGUAAUUUAAAUUGUUUCUUUUUUGAAAAUCGAUCUAAUCAAACAUUUUGAAUAUUAAAUCGAGUGGUUCAGUGUGGCUUUCCAAAUUGUUGCUUUUUCUUCCCGUCACAAACACUAAAAACAAUUAUGUUUUACAGGAAGCAUCAUUAGGUUUGAAGGAAAACAACUGUGUUAUUUAGGAUCAAAAAGAGAAAUAAAUUCUAUGUUUUGCCUACUUUUAUAAAACAUUUCAUAGAAAAUA